This is a messenger RNA of Trichomycterus rosablanca, 602 nucleotides long. RefSeq lists its product as uncharacterized. NCBI's taxonomy places the organism in Eukaryota, Metazoa, Chordata, Actinopteri, Siluriformes, Trichomycteridae. The coding region runs from base 150 to 584 and encodes 144 amino acids. The transcript has 4 exons. The record is from RefSeq and is a predicted model, not a curated record.
GUUGGUGGAGUAAAAGAAGAAUAUGUAAACAAUUGUAGAUAAAACAAUAGUUUUAUUGUGUAAAUAUUAAUUACUGAUUAUAAUAAUAUAUCGAUUAUAAUUCUACAUUUACAGGUACAAGGGAUCAGCGGUUAGAAACACCGGUGUUAAUGAUGAACUGUAAGAAGGUUCACCACAUGAAACAAGCUGGUGUGUGUAAUUAUGGAACCAUUCAGAAUAAAUGUGAAUUGAAGAAACCAGUGGGUGAUUGGUGUGUACCUGAAAACAUCAUAUGGAACAUAAAGAUGAAAACAUUCAGAGAGAAGCUGAAGCAGGCUGCGAAUCAGGACUUCCACGACCCGUCUCGAUGCAGAGCGUGCACAGAGAAACAAGCCGACCUCGCUCUCGAUUCUUUCAUUAGAAAGAAAACUACUCAGCUUCAGAAUCGUCUGCUAGAGGAAAAAAUCCAGACUCAUCUACAAAAUCAUGAGUCAGUUCAGCUGAUUGCAGAGACACUGAGGGAUUUACCCAAACCUUCAGAUAACCACCAGGAAAUAUGGAACAAACUGCAGUUAAAAUCACAAAAUUCACACACAAAUAAAUAAAUAAAAAAGUUUCAUAAA